Molecule: messenger RNA, 4308 nt
Organism: Cololabis saira (Pacific saury)
Lineage: Eukaryota; Metazoa; Chordata; Actinopteri; Beloniformes; Belonidae
Gene: uba1
Product: ubiquitin-like modifier activating enzyme 1
Exons: 26
Coding region: 233-3406 (1057 amino acids)
Biological process (GO): protein sumoylation
Cellular component (GO): cytoplasm; SUMO activating enzyme complex
Molecular function (GO): SUMO activating enzyme activity
Source: RefSeq, a predicted model, not a curated record
UUUCAACUGACACAGACAGAGUGAGGGAAAACGGUUCGGGAGCAGCCGGGCAGGCAGCCGUCCAGUGGAAAAAAAACUCUCACAGCCCACCAGAGCCUGACACACUUUCCAGUUUGCCGUCGGCGGCAGUGUUGAGUUUGUCACAUUGUUUGAUUUUGGUUUCUCGCUUAAACCGAAGCCCUCUCUUUUUUUUUUUUAGUACUGCAGAUCAGGCCGAGUAAUAUCGGAUGUGAUGUCCAGCUCGCCGCUGUCCAAGAAGCGCCGCUUGUCAGGAACAGAGACGAAGACGGGAUCCCACUGCUCCUCCUCUAACUCUGUCAGAACUGAUCUGUCCCACACACCUGCCAACGGCAUGGCUAAGAAUGGCAAUGAUGCUGAGAUUGAUGAAGGCCUGUACUCCAGACAACUCUAUGUGCUGGGCCAUGAGGCCAUGAAGCGCAUGCAGAACUCCAAUGUCCUUAUUUCUGGAAUGAGAGGACUUGGAGUAGAGAUUGCCAAGAAUGUCAUCCUUGGGGGAGUUCGAAGUGUCACUGUACACGAUCAUGGAGUUGCAGAAUGGAGAGACCUCUCUUCUCAGUUUUACCUUCGAGAGGAGGACCUGGGGAAGAACAGGGCAGAUGUGAGCCAGCCUCGCUUGGCUGAACUGAACAGCUAUGUUCCUGUGACCACCCAUACUGGAGCAUUAACUGAAGACUACCUGACCAAGUUCCAGGUCGUAGUACUGACUGACUCAACCAUGGAUGAGCAAAUCCGUUUGGGGGAGUUCUGCCACAGCAAAAGCAUCAAGCUGGUCAUUGCAGACACCCGUGGUCUGUUUGGCCAACUCUUCUGUGACUUUGGAGAGGAAAUGAUGGUAUAUGAUACCAAUGGAGAGCAGCCACUGAGUGCCAUGAUCUCUAUGAUCACCAAGGACAAUCAAGGGGUUGUGACAUGUCUUGAUGAAGCCCGUCAUGGCUUCGAGAGUGGAGACUAUGUCACUUUUACAGAGAUUCAGGGUAUGACGGAGCUAAACGGUUGUAAGCCAGUGGAAAUUAAAGUUCUAGGUCCAUAUACCUUCAGCAUCUGUGAUACAACUGGCUUCACAGACUAUGUGAGAGGAGGAAUUGUUUCACAGGUUAAGAUGGGCAAGAAGAUCAAAUUUAAAUCCAUCUCCUCAUCCACGGCCGAGCCAGAGUUUGUGUUGACCGAUUUUGGCAAGUUUGAGCGUCCAGGGCAGCUGCAUUUGGGCUUCCAGGCUAUCCAUGCCUUCCAGAAGAAACACAACCGCCUUCCUACACCAUGGGGCAAGGCUGAUGGUGAGGAGCUAUUGACUUUGUCCAAGGAGCUGAACUCUGCUCAGACAGGUUCUGCCAAGGUGGAGGAGCUGGAUGAAGCUCUUAUCAAAAAGUUGUCAUAUUUAGCUGCUGGGGAUCUUGCCCCUAUCAAUGCCUUCAUUGGGGGUAUCGCUGCACAAGAAGUAAUGAAGGCAUGUACAGGGAAAUUUAUGCCUGUAAUGCAGUGGCUGUACUUUGAUGCCUUGGAGUGCCUGUCUGAAGAGGAAGUCGUGCUCACAGAAGAAGAGUGUGCCCCUAGGAACUCCCGAUAUGAUGGGCAGAUUGCAGUAUUUGGCACCAAGCUCCAGGACCUGCUUGGCAAACAGCGCUACUUCCUGGUUGGAGCUGGUGCCAUUGGCUGCGAGUUGUUGAAAAACUUUGCCAUGAUUGGACUGGCUGGCGGGGAGGGUGAGGUGAUUGUGACUGACAUGGACACCAUAGAGAAAUCCAAUCUCAACAGACAGUUCCUCUUCAGACCAUCCGACGUUACGAAAAUGAAGAGCGAUACAGCUGCUGCAGCGGUAAAGAAGAUGAACCCAUCCAUCAGGAUCACAGGUCAUCAGAACAGAGUUGGCCCUGACACGGAGAGGGUUUAUGAUGAUGACUUCUUUGAAAGCCUCGAUGGAGUCACCAAUGCGUUGGACAAUGUUGAUGCACGUAUGUACAUGGACCGGCGUUGUGUAUACUACCGUAAACCCUUGCUGGAGUCUGGUACCUUGGGUACCAAAGGCAAUGUCCAAGUCGUGAUCCCAUUCGUGACAGAGUCAUACAGCUCAAGCCAAGACCCACCGGAGAAGUCAAUCCCCAUCUGUACCCUCAAGAACUUUCCAAAUGCCAUUGAGCAUACACUGCAGUGGGCUCGUGAUGAGUUUGAGGGACUGUUCAAGCAGCCACCAGAAAAUGCCAUGCAGUACCUCACAGACCCUAAGUUUAUGGAGCGUACACUGAAGUUACCAGGAGCUCAGCCUUUGGAGGUGCUAGAGGCCGUGUACAAGUGUCUUGUCACAGACUGCCCGCACAGCUGGGACGAGUGCGUAGCCUGGGCUCGCAACCACUGGCAGUGCCAAUAUAGCAACAACAUCCGUCAGCUAUUGCACAACUUUCCCCCAGAUCAGCUCACCAGCUCAGGUGCCCCCUUCUGGUCUGGCCCAAAGAGGUGUCCUCACCCCUUAGACUUCAGCACUAGUAAUGAGCUGCACAUGGAUUAUGUAAUGGCAGGUGCAAACCUUUUUGCUCAAAUGUACGGCCUAAGAACCAACAAUGACCGUGAAGGUGUGGUCAAGAUCUUGCAGGAGAUCAAUAUCCCACCUUUUACUCCUCGCUCAGGGGUUAAAAUCCAUGUCUCUGAUCAGGAACUGCAAAAUAGCAAUUCCUCUGUUGCAGACGACUCCAAACUGGAAGAGAUGAAGUCUCAGUUGCCUUCUUCAGAGACUUUCGCGUUCAAACUCAACCCCGUCGACUUCGAAAAGGAUGACGACGCCAACUACCACAUGGACUUCAUCGUGGCAGCUUCCAACCUGAGAGCAGAGAACUACGACAUUCCGCCUGCAGACAGACACAAGAGCAAAUUAAUUGCUGGCAAGAUCAUUCCAGCCAUCGCCACUACUACAUCUGCAGUGGUUGGGUUGGUGUGCUUGGAGCUCUUCAAGAUUAUCCAGGGACACAAGAAGCUGGAGUCGUUCAAAAACGGCUUCAUGAAUUUAGCUCUACCUUUCUUUGCCUUCUCUGAGCCCAUUGCUGCUCCAAAACACAAGUACUAUGAAAUUGACUGGACUCUGUGGGACCGCUUUGAGGUGACAGGGCUGCAACCAAAUGGGGAGGAGAUGACACUCCGACAGUUCCUGGAUUACUUUAAAAAUGAGCAUAAGUUGGAGAUCACGAUGCUUUCUCAGGGAGUGUCCAUGCUCUAUUCAUUUUUCAUGCCUGCUGCCAAACUUAAAGAAAGACUGGACCUACCGAUGACUGAGAUUGUGACCAAAGUGUCCAAAAAGAAGCUAGGCAAACAUGUCAAAGCCCUGGUGUUUGAGCUGUGCUGUAACGACCUGUCAGAUGAAGAUGUGGAAGUGCCCUAUGUUAGAUAUACCAUUCGCUGAGCUUCACAGGGUCCACCCACAGGAGGGUGGCAUUUGGUGGGGGGGUGCAAGGGAAGGGUGUGUACUUGGGUUGUGUUGGGACUAGGGGUGGGUACCUCAAUCCAAGUCGGCUUUAUUGGAUCAAUCAGUUUCUUUUUUAGGCCUGUGGUUUGUAAAAACCUACGCCUGACUGUAUAUAGUCCCAGUAAGUUGACAUAAGGAAACCUGUAAGUGUGUUAGGGAUCCAGUUGGUGCUUGGCUGUGGGAAGAGGGAUGUCUUUGGAGGAAGGGAGCCCGUAACCUGGAUAUCCUAAAGUUUCUCAGUAGUAGAACCUCUACACUUAAAUAAGCAUUGGUGGUUUCUGUGUUUUUAAAAGCCCAACUGAGUCCAUAUGUACAGUGACAUCCUCACCGUCUUGAGAAAUAAAUGGGGGAUUUUCGAUCCAGCCCAACACCUGUCGUCCACUCUACUUGCCUUUUUUCCUCCUCCAACCCUCGUCUUGUAGACGCAGUUUCUUUUUCCCAUUUUAUUUCCUUGAAUGAUACACCUCAUUAAUUAAAACACGGUCAUCCCAUAAGACUGAAAAAAAAUCCAAGUUGAUGGCCUUUCCUGAAUGAAUAUCCAAAUAUAUCGCACUGGCAAUAGUUUCCUUCCUGUCUGAGGCACCCCUAAACCCUCAACACAGCACAGUGAUGCUUUCAAGAUGCUCUUGCACUAAUUUUGUUUUUCUUCCUUUAUAUUACGUGUUUUGUUAAAUUUUAUUUUAUUUUAGGGAGGGAGGCAGGGGUUUACAGUUUUGGCACACACCUUGCAGAUCAUUCUUUUUACUUUAACUCCAAAUGACAGUGUAAGAGUGAGGCAUUGAGAUGGAUCUUGAAAUGGGAGCACUUAGUGUGGUAGUGAAUAAACAUGUUAAAAUAAA